AUGGACUUCCUCACACGACUCGAGUCUCUCUGUCGAGUUCGAGCCGCCUGGAAAGAAAUGGAGCCAAGGCGCCGGGAGAGGACAGCACAGGGAGAGCGUCGCAGACGGAAGGAGGCGAGCAACUGGCAUCGCGCGCCGGGACAUCCAAGCGCAGGGCAUCCGUCUGAGCCUCGCGCAUGCAGAGAACGCGAUCGGUCUGAAGUCUCUUCUGCCUGGAGAGUCGAUUUCUCUCUUUUCCACUGCUCCUUGUCUUCUUCGGCGCCUGCCCUCGAAGUAUCUCUCUUCUCCCCUUCCGACAUUCCGAAGGCCUGCGAGAAGUCUCGAACUGUGUUCGACCUCAACAACGUUUCCGUGGAGACGCUUGUCGCUCGCGAAAACUCGAUGCUGACCUUUGGUCGAGACUGGAGAGUACAGGUGAAGUGCACGUUUCGCGACGCUGAGGGCAAAGCAGCGCCGCGAGUCUGGAAGGAGGCUCAGACGAGCCUUUUUCGUCUCGAACGCAAGCGUCCAUCCACUCUCCAAAGAACAGGCCUCGAGCGGGGGGAGGGAGGGGAGGGAGGGGAGGGAGGGCAACACCGUCGAGACGUCGGCGAACCGUCCACCUCCUCCAGGACUCGCGAACGUCAACUGAAGAACCGAGGAGGACGAGUCAAGCAGCCUGUGGGGAUGUCUCGCUGUGCGGCCCGCCGCGCGAAACUAUGGCAGCAAAGACGAUCCACUAUGUCACUUCGGCCAUCUCUUCUCGUUCUUUCGAUGUCCAGAAGAAGCCUGGCUGGUCUCUCCGGCUUGGCUCCCUUUCUGCAGGCCUCCUCUGAGCCUUGA
Molecule: messenger RNA, 822 nt
Organism: Toxoplasma gondii ME49
Lineage: Eukaryota; Apicomplexa; Conoidasida; Eucoccidiorida; Sarcocystidae
Exons: 1
Coding region: 1-822 (273 amino acids)
Source: RefSeq, a predicted model, not a curated record